Schistocerca nitens (vagrant locust) is the source of this 1583-nucleotide messenger RNA. RefSeq names its product G-protein coupled receptor Mth2-like. Bases 36 to 1385 code for a protein of 449 amino acids. The transcript has a single exon. The record is from RefSeq and is a predicted model, not a curated record. Lineage: Eukaryota; Metazoa; Arthropoda; Insecta; Orthoptera; Acrididae.
UCCGCGAGCAGUCACUGGAGAGUCGCACGGCGGCGAUGGACGCCUGCGCAGCGGCUGCGUUGCUCGUCUCCGCGGCCGUCUUGGCCACAGCACAGCUGGGUCGUGCAGACGAGCCGCUCGAACUGGAGUUCGACUACCGCGCGGUUCAGCUGGGAGAAUACUCCGCUGUCACAGCCCCGACCUACCGAAGCGAGUCCCAGACCGCGGCUACAGCUGAAACGGCAACGUCCGCUUUGUGGGAGUCGACACCGUCUUCCGAAUUUGGCUCGAACGAGACCGACGCCGACGAGACUGUCAAACGCUUUCUGGCAAUAAACGCCAGAGCGUCAGUAGAUGCCGAGUUCCAGAGGCGAGAAGUUCAGGUGCUGACGUGCUGUUUCGCCGAGGGCGAGGAGGCGUGUGACGUGGAGUGCCUGGAGCACUUCGUGGCGAGUGUGGACGGGGGCGGCGGCGCGAGCAACCGGACGACGGCGGUGCGGCUGUGCAGCGCGCUCUACGGGCUGCUGGAGUGCCCCGGCGACCCCCGGAGCGCCCAGUGCUCGCAGUACUGCCGCUGCUUCAGCGCCGACCCCUGGGCGGACGCGGUCUGGGGCGCCGCGUCGGCGCUUUUCUUCGUCUGCACGCUGCUCACGCUGGCCGUGUACCUGUGCGUGCCGCGGCUGCGCAACCUGCACGGCAAGUGCCUCGCCUCCUACCUGGUGGCGGUGGUUGCCGGCGAGGCCGUCGCCACGGUGGCCAGCUCGCUGGUCUGCGGCGACCCCGACCCCCUGGUGCUCGCCGCCGUCCACUACCUCACUCUGGCCCGCUACUGCUGGGUCAACCUGCUGUGCGUCGACGUGUACUGCAGGUGCCGGCCGUUCCGCUCGGUGCGCCAGCAGCCGCGCGCCGGCUGCCUGUCCGCGGAGCGCCGCAGGUUCCUCUGCUUCUCGGCGGCCGCCUGGGGCGGCUCGGCGCUCGUCUUCGGCGCGCUCUGGGCCUUCCGAGUGGAGGCCACGCCCGUCAUCUACACCGGCAUCGUCUUCCUCCUGCUCGCCGCCAGCUGCGUGCCGCUCUUACUGACGCUGGCCAGGAUCUGGAGGACGAAGAGGCAGACCCGGAAGAAGUGCCUCAACAUUUCCAAGAUGAGACUCAACUGGUUCUACCUGACGUCGAAGCUGCUCUGCCUGAGUGGCGCCGGCAAGCUGCUGUCGGUGGUGCUGUACUUCACGGUGCGCGGCAAGCCCUACUACAAGUGGCUCUUUGUCGUACUGAAGCUGGAAGGUCCCAUCGUGUUCUUUCUGUUUGUGUGCAACGUCAGAGUCAGGGGCUUAGUACGCAAGCAUCUUACGAACCUGGAAUGGAUAAGCGGAGAAAAAAGCAGCGAGAACUGUAGUAAAUACAGCUGAGUGAGGUGCUACAGUUGUGUGCCUGAACAAUGCAAAGUGCCGAGUGAGUCAAUUCCUACGAACUUUACAUAUCAUUGUGGAUAAUUGUAAAUUUUAGUAGAAGUUGACUACAUUUCUUUCUGAUCUUGUGAAUAUUGUAGCUAUGCUCUCGUUGUGUUUCAUAAAUAAUUUUUGAUAUAAAAUCCUAAAUUUCUUAAA